GCCAACGAUCCAGCCGUCCAUACAGGCCAUUUUGAGAUUGCACUACGAUGACCGAGACGCCGACGACUGCCCACACGCCAAAGCGCCGCUUCCUCCUGUACGGAGGCACGGGCUGGAUCGGCCAAAAGCUGAUGGCACUCCUCGCGAGCCAACGCGACCACUGCGACGUGGGACGCGCCCGACUCGAGGACCGCGCCGCUGUCGCUGCCGAAGUGCGCACGUUGGCGCCGACGCAUGUCAUCAACGCCGCCGGCGUCACUGGCCGGCCCAACGUCGAUUGGUGCGAGACGCACCAAGCCGAGACGAUUCGGUGCACACAAUGAAAUCUCUCGACCUACGCGCACAUGCGUUUGCUAUGUAGGGCCAACGUGGUCGGCUGCUUGAACGUCGUCGACGUGUGCCACGAGGCGUCGCAGGACGGCCGCGUCACGCCGAUCCACUGCACGGUCAUUGGCUCGGGCUGCAUCUUUACGUACGAUGACGCGCACCCGAUGCACAGCGACAAGCUCUUCACCGAGGACGACCGCGGCAACUUUACCGGAUCGUUCUACGCCAAGACCAAGGGCAUGCUGGAAGAGAUGCUGCGAUCGUACCCGAAUGUAUGCGUCCUGCGCUUCCGCAUGCCGCUCUCGGACGACCUGCACGAACGAAGCCUCCUUACCAAGCUACUCCACUACCCCAAGGUCAUCAACAUCCCCAACUCGAUCACGGUGCUGCACGAUCUCUUGCCGGCGGUGGUGCUGCUCGCCAAGCAGCGGAACGUCGGCGUCUUCAACUUUACCAACCCCGGCGUCGUCUCGCACAACGAGCUCCUCGACUUGUACAUCCAGUACAUCGACAAGUCGUAUGUCUACACCAACUUUGGGGCGGCCGACGAAGCCGCUUUGUGCCAGUCGCGCUCCAAUGUCGCGCUCGACUCGUCCAAGCUCCAGGCGGCCCUGGGUUCGAAUCUCGUGAUCCCGCACAUAACCGCGUCGCUCUACGCGCUCUUCCGCCGCAUGGCGCAACACUAAGCUUUCAACAUGUACACGCAGCCGAGGACA
Messenger RNA from Saprolegnia diclina VS20, 1043 nucleotides. RefSeq lists its product as hypothetical. The coding region runs from base 345 to 1013 and encodes 222 amino acids. The transcript has 5 exons. Gene Ontology annotation, molecular function: methionine adenosyltransferase regulator activity. The record is from RefSeq and is a predicted model, not a curated record. Gene Ontology annotation, biological process: S-adenosylmethionine biosynthetic process. Gene Ontology annotation, cellular component: methionine adenosyltransferase complex. Lineage: Eukaryota; Oomycota; Saprolegniomycetes; Saprolegniales; Saprolegniaceae.